UAUAAAGCGAUCGUUAAGAUGCUUCUCGAUACUGGCAAGGUUGGCGCAGGUGCUAAGGAUGAGAAUGGACAGACAGCGCUGUAUCGAGCGGCGAUAACUGGGCAUGAGGUAGUCGUUCAGCUGCUUUUCGAUACUGGCAAGGUUGAUGCAGGCGAAUUCUUACUCUAG
Molecule: messenger RNA, 168 nt
Organism: Neurospora tetraspora
Lineage: Eukaryota; Fungi; Ascomycota; Sordariomycetes; Sordariales; Sordariaceae
Exons: 1
Molecular function (GO): protein binding
Source: RefSeq, a predicted model, not a curated record